UUACAGCUGACUGACGGCACUAACGCGUUAUUGAGCUCGAAUUCAAUUAAAUUGGGGUUUGGGAGAGCUUAUAAUCGUCAAUUGCCGGAAAAAUGGCGUCUUACGCACCUGAGCACACCAACAUUUGCCCAGCAGCAGCGAAAAGUGUCGACCAGUGAAGCCAUGCACAGCUGCGUCCUGCUGCCAGAUGCGGCCAGCUAUCAUCCAGAUACCCUGGACCUCAAUACAGACGCCAAAGCGGCCGCCUACUGGUUUCCUUGCUUUCGCGAUAUGGUUAUCAAAUUUGCCAAGCAAGCGGCCAAAUCGCAAGCGGAGGACUCGACGGCCGAGGAGCGAGCGGAGCAGUUCAAGACAGCCUAUCUCCAGCAAUUGGACGACUAUCAAAGCAAUAUAGCCAACAACAGUGGCAGAGUGAUCCUGGGCACCAGCGAGCUGCUCAAGCUGAACGAAACGAUGCUGAGGCGCUUUGGCUUCACGGAUCCGUGGCGAAGUCAAAAGCAGCUGGAGAAUGCCUCGGCGAAGGCGCGGCUCAAGCUGCGGCUAGAGGAGAUUGAUGCCAUUCAGAAUCCGGAUGACAAAUGGACGGAGCUCGUGCGGGGAGUCCUUGCGGGCAACAUGUUCGACUGGGGCGCCCAGGCCAUAUCCAACAUACUGGAACAGGACAGCAGCUUUGGCCUCCACUCGGCUCUGGACAGGAUAGAGAAGCGGCCCUGGCUGCUGGAUAAUCUGGACAAUUGGCUAAAGCGCCUGCGAAUCAGCAGCGACCAGCAGCCGCACAAGUGCGCUGUGGUAUUUGUGGAUAAUAGCGGCGUGGAUGUGGUGCUCGGCAUACUGCCCUUCGUCCGGGAGCUGCUGAGGCGUGGAACCAAGGUGCUGCUGUGCGCCAACAGUGAACCCUCGCUGAACGAUGUGACCAGUCGGGAACUGAGCGCGCUGCUCGAUGAGUGUGCCGGCGAGUGUGCUGUCCUAUCGUCGGCCUGGUCCUCUGCCCGCCUGCUUGUCUAUGCCAAUGGACAGUCGGGACCCUGCUUGGAUAUGCGAACCCUUCCGCGGGAUCUGUGCGACGCCAUAGCUGCCAAUGAGACUGAUCUGCUCGUGAUCGAGGGCAUGGGACGGGCCCUACACACGAACCUCAAUGCCCACUUCAGCUGCGAGACCCUGAAGCUGGCCGUGAUCAAGAAUCGGUGGCUGGCCAAGUAUCUGGGUGGCGACGAGAUGUUUGCCGUCAUCUGCAAAUACGAGGCGAUCAGCUAGUCGAGCGCCUUUGCCUCCUUGUUAUGCUGCUGUUGUUGUUGGGAUCCUUGUGAGAGCCAUUGUUUAAUUUUGGAAACUAUUGUUAUUGUUUAAUCAAAUCAAAUCUAAGGCAGAGCCAUCGCCAUCGCCAUCCCUACCAGGAUUCAUCCCCCUCCCCAUUGAGAUUCAUAUUUUUAGUUUUGUGUAUUGUGUAUUUAAAUUAUCGUGUAUUAAGUGCUUUCGUGGUCACGUUGCCGAAUUUCAAGCCCACAUCUCUAUUCUAUACAUACAUACAUAUAUCUGCUCCGCA
Messenger RNA from Drosophila persimilis, 1543 nucleotides. Its product is annotated as pantothenate kinase 4. NCBI's taxonomy places the organism in Eukaryota, Metazoa, Arthropoda, Insecta, Diptera, Drosophilidae. Gene Ontology annotation, cellular component: nucleus; cytosol. The record is from RefSeq and is a predicted model, not a curated record. The transcript has 2 exons. Gene Ontology annotation, molecular function: pantothenate kinase activity; ATP binding. Gene Ontology annotation, biological process: coenzyme A biosynthetic process. The coding region runs from base 163 to 1254 and encodes 363 amino acids.